CCACCGAGUCCGCAGCAGACAGGAGCCUACUGCACUGUGAAGGUGUUAACAACCAGAGCUACAUCUGUGAGUCUGGACACUGCUGCGGGGAGUCUCAGUGCUGCAGCUACUACUAUGAGCUCUGGUGUAAGUAUCCUGCCUCCACAAUCCUCAAUAUUGCUAGCCCCCACAGUUCCUUGGGUGCGACUUCCGGACCUUCGUUUCGUUGAACCGGUAUCUGCUAGAAUUAGCGGUAUGCUACAGUUUUGUUCCAUUUUUCUCAGAGGUUUUUGAAAUAGAUGAUCCUGGAAAGCAACUUGUCCUACCUUUUUAAAACGGGUUAAUGUUGUCAUUUCCUCUACUAUCGAGAGAUGGGAGGAGAACCUGAAGUGUCCACGGAUAACGUACAAGUAGUAUAUUUUAGCUGCUUCAUUCUGUUGCUAUAGAUGGCAAAGUAUUGAACAAUCUGAAAAGCUCAGAGGCUUAUCAGUAGUUAUGUAGCAAACAAAUAUUGAAGGAGGUGGGACACAGUUGUGUCUGUCUAAAAGUAGACAAGGAGCCAAGUCAAAGCCUCAAAGUCUCUCAUCACCAGGCAGGGGUUUUAGUUUCCCUUCUGUCCUCAGACAACUAUUGCAGGAUCGGAAUGGACUUGCAAAAAAACAUCUGCAAAACUGUGAAGGGUGAAAAAACAGUGUCUCUUCUGAUAACUUGUUUAUUUCGGUUUCAUAUUGCAUAUUACAUACAGCCGCGGAGUGCAGAAGUGGUAAUGUAGGUUGAGUACAUUUGUACAGGGAAAGGCAGAGAGAUCAUGUACAGAUGUGCAGAGGAAAUGGAAUGCAGGCACAAGGAAGAAUAUAGAGCUGAAAAAGGUGAAGCACGUAAAUGUCAAACACUGUGGUCAAACAUCAUAAACCAGGCUCAUCAAAGCCAACACCUGAUCGCAUAAGCUCAACCCCAAAACCUUUCAAGGAUCACACACAUUUUAAAAGUUAUCUCAGUUUUCUGCAAUGGCCCCACAGGCUGCUGACAGCUGUGUUACUGAUCAUAUGAAGAAGACAGCGAGUCCUGUCAGAGCCAGGUGUAAUCAACAGGUACCCCAUACAGAACAUGGCACAACACUAACAUUAAGAAGUGUCUUUCUCUUUAUGAAUAAACACUUGCACCCCGACUUCACUGGCAACACUGCAACUAAAUAUGGAAAAUGUGGACAAAGCUGCGCAACUCCUGGAGGUUCAAGGGCACACUGUGGAGAGGAGAGGCCGGAUGGCGUGACCUGACCGUCCCUGGUUUGAAGCCAGCCCAGAUGGAAUUUUGGACUCAACACGGCUCCUUGACAUUAAGUGUCCCUCAAGUGUGCCAUGUCACUUCUUGGGCAGCCAAAUUGAGAGAUCAGACGCUCAAGUGAUGGGCAGUAUGUCAGAUUUUCCAGUGGGCAGAGUGGGAUGUUCCUUCCAGGGUUUUGGUUGGUUUGGGCGAUCAUCUUCAUUUUGAGCUGCUGCUGUGUGUGUCACCAUCGGCGCACAAAACACCGGCUGCAGCAGCAACAACGGCAGCACGAGAUCAACCUCAUUGCUUACCGCGAAGCACACAACUACCCCUCCCUGCCCUUCUACUUCAGGUUUCUGCCAAACUACCUCCUGCCUGACUAUGAAGAGGUGGUCAACCGGCCACCGACUCCUCCCCCUCCCUACAGUGCCUUACACACAGGCCCAUCCCCCGUGGCUUCUAGUCCACUGGCUCCUGAGCAGCAGGACGGACACUGUCCAACUAUCCAGCCCACUCCGGUGACCCCGGUCUCCGACGGUCUGUGUUGCAGGCCCACCAUAGAGGAACCACAGGCCCCCACCUUAGACUUCAGACCAAAGCCUGACAAGUCCAUGCAGACAGCACAGGAUUCAGGCAUGAUACUGCUGUCAGAUGGGCUCAAUAGGGAGGGACUUAAUUGCCAGGAGAAAAGGAGUGGAGGUGGGGUCGACUCCUGCAAGGACGCACUGCUGAAGGACCUGUCAGAGGGUUGUGCUGAGGACAAAGAUCGACUCCCCAAUGGAAGGAGGAGGCGAUUCACUGGGGACUCUGGGAUUGAGGUGUGUGUAUGCGGCACACGUGGGAGCAGCGGUUUAAGUGGAGCUGGAGGGACAGGCCAGGAAGGCCAGGAGUUGAGGGAGCUAGAGAGCCUGCUGGGGUGCGAGGGACAUGACGAGGAGGAGGAGGAGGGGGAGGAGGCAGACGACUUCUGUGACAGCUGCGGUCAUCGAGCCUCCUUCAGUGUAGAGGAGGAGCAGGCGCUGGGCGGGCCGGAGAGGCGGGUCGUGCGGGGGCCAUCAGGACCUCCUCAGCCGGCUCACCAGAUAGGAAGCGCUUCGCUUCUCCCUCCAGUGUGCCUCCUCCUCCACACCAUCAACGAGCAGGAGGGGCCGCACCACAGCACCAGCAAUGAACCGCAGGGCUGAAACACAGUUGACACACCUUUGUGUCAUAGAGGGAAGGAGAGAGCACUUGAGACAGAGCGUAGAGGCAUAAGCUUUUGCAUUUGAGCAAGUGUUUUAUGUCUAAAUGCUUCCUAAGUGAGUAUUUUUAUGAAUGUGUGCAUCUUAGAUAAAACAGGUGGGGAGCAGGAUGUAGAAUCUCAACUAAAAACCACUGAGAUCCAAAGGUUGAGAAAGCCUACUCCUCCCCACACUGGAACAGUGGCCUUAACCUGUGUAUCUGGGGUUAUAUUUGGGCAGCACAAGCCCUUUAACAGCCUCUGGCAAUUGAGACUUCUCUCUCUCUCUCACACACACACACACACACACACACACACACACACACAGAGUUGUCCUUCUCACACAACGAAAGCUACCGAUACACAGUCACAGACUGUCGCUGUGACGUCAGGAUAGGACAAUCACUGCCCAGGAUUAAUGCAGCUCUCCUCACCAGGUGCUUGCAACAGUUCUGCAAAGCUGUCUCUGCAGGCAGGAAACGUAAAAAUUGUGGAUUGAGUGCAGUGUGGGAUUACCACUGUGUGCGCUUAUGCAAACUGAUACAGUACAGGGACACUAGAACAAGGCCGUGUGGGAUGUGCCGUUAGAAUUGUGCUUCGAAAGUGCUUUUUCAGCGAUUUAAAAACCGCUCUGCCUUGUGCUGUCUGUUGCUCUUUAUCUGCCCGGCUAGUGUUAGAGAGGUUCAUUAACAAAUUUUUAUGUGAGCAGUUCCUAUUUUGCACAAAACAUAUUUAUCUUUAUAAAUGAAGCUUUCAGCUAAAAAAAUCUUAACAGAAAAUGCUUUCAUUAAUUUAGUCUUAAAUUGCCUUACAUGAUUAGUCUGUAAGAAAUGGACCUCUGAGAAUUGUUAGUAGGGAAUGCAACAGAUUCACUUUAUACACAAUAAUUUUUAAAAAUGUAUUCCUUGAAUGUUUGCAGUACGUGCCUAACCCCCCCAAAAAUGCAGAAUUGUGAUGAACAACAAGCUUUAGUGAAACUGAGAAAAGAACCAAGAAAAGAAUAGUAAGCUUCUUAGAGAUUACAGAUGGGCAACAUCCGACCUCAAACUUUUACGUCAGUCACAUCUAUAGAUUACCACCUUCACCAGCUAUACAGUAUAAAAACAUAUGCAUUUACACUCUUUGUAUUGGAUUUUCAUAUUAGCACAAUUUUACCAUGCUUUAGCCGUGGUAUUCAUUAACCAAACUUUUCACAACAGCCUCUUGAAGGGUCCAUUAUGGCUGAUUUAAGUCAUCUGGACUAGUGUGAUUUUCACCAAAAUAUGGUUUGUUAACUUAUUUUUGUCUUCUGUAUUUGUGAUUUUCAAUCUGAGAGAUGAAAUGCUCCUUUUUAGGUCGAAAAAACACGUUUUAGUGUAUUGGGAUUUAAUCAUUUGAGGGAUAUUCAUCCAUUACUCAACUUUAUGUGAAGGUGAUCCUAUAAUGGCCAUUGUUGAGGAGCAAACGGCCAGUGUGCACACCAACAGAAGUAUUUAACCCAACAGGACAAUUUAAGACUAAAAUUUCAUGUACAGUUGUGGCCUGCUGAGUGGAAAAAUCCCUCUUUUGGAAUGACAGCUAGAUAAAAAAUAAACUAAAACAACAGAAGCAAAGACCAAGAAACAGAUAUGGUAAUAAAAUAACAAUUUGAUUGUUGUCUUUUGUUAUUCUUCAUAUCUAAAUAUGUCUAUUAUAAACAAGAGUUUGCACAACACGAUAUUUCUGACAGGCAUGUGUUUUUUUAUGAUGGACAAACAGUACAAGUUAACAAGCAACAUGUAUAACGCAGCACUGCAGAUGUAAAACAAAGACCACACAAAAACAGACUUGGAGCAUUAAUAAGUUAUCAGUUCCAUUAAUGUAUCUUCUUUGGAAGACUCUGAAAUGCCUUUAAGAUCCUGAAUGUUUUAAACCUAACCAAAUCUUACGGGAGCUGUAACACACUAGAUGUUGAUUUGAUGAUUAAUGAACACACAUUAAUGUAAAACAAAUUGAGCUAAGUAAAAUAUUUUCCCCUCUGAAAUGAACUGGAACUGGUGACACUACAGACUUUCCUUGGAGCACCCUCAAAAAGGCACAAAUUGCAAUGUCUGUCAAGCACAAAUGUUGCAGCCAUAUACCCUAAAACAAUCUAGCAGUGGAUCCCAGAAUGUCUAGCAUAUGUUCAAUUGUAAGACGAACUUUCUGUAUUAACAGUAAGAUGACUUAGUUGUACCCAUCAAUGCCUGAACACACUCUAAAGUGCUUUACAGUAUAUGUUCAUGCUUUUUGUGAGUUAGAAAAUAAUGUUGUGUAAUUGUGGUACAUGUAUUACCAAGAUGAGCUAUUUUCAGCUGAAUCCUUUAAACAAUUAUUGGAACUGUAUAAAAUUUCAGAACCACUUUUAAUAUUCUGUAACAUGUUUGUGAACCAAAUAUUAGCUUUCGUAAUUUAUGAAAUCAUUAGUUUUAUAGUUAUGGACAGAUUUUUCUCUCAUUGUGUAGGUAUUAUUUUUUCUGUUAAAGAAAGAUAUAACUUCUUUUGAGACUUAAUCCUGAGGUUGUGCAAAGGGUACGUUUGACUAACAACACAGUAGAUGAGUUAACAAUUUCAGGGGCAUCUUGCCAAAGACACGUUUUCUUUCCUCACCAGUGUGUGUGUGUAAGGUGGUUUUGCACAUAUUCUUUGAAUGUUCUGAUCAUAAGCCAUUUACUACAACAACCAUGAUGGGUGUAUGUUCAAUAAACAUACGAUUUUAAAUUCAA
This is a messenger RNA of Micropterus salmoides (largemouth bass), 5187 nucleotides long. It is a transcript of the gene wbp1lb, whose product is annotated as WW domain binding protein 1-like b. The record is from RefSeq and is a predicted model, not a curated record. The coding region runs from base 1422 to 2429 and encodes 335 amino acids. NCBI's taxonomy places the organism in Eukaryota, Metazoa, Chordata, Actinopteri, Centrarchiformes, Centrarchidae. The transcript has 4 exons.